CACUUCAGUCUGAACAACAGGACGGCUCCUCCCUCCAUCAAGCUCCUCCUGGACGACCCCCUGGUGGUGAACCCGGGUGAGACCAUCACGCUGGUGUGCGUGGCGUCGGGCGGUGACCCUCCUCCCACGCUGGUGUGGUUGAGGCCGGGAGGAGAGGAGCUCCCGAAGAGGAGCGUCGUCAACGGCGGCACGCUGACCGUCCCUUCCGUCGCCGUGGACGACGGAGGGGCCUACAGCUGCGUGGCGUCCAACAAUGUGGGAAACCCUGCCAAGAAAUUCACCACCAUCCUGGUCAGAGGCCUUCGUAAAGGUCGGUUCUGGAUCACACCCGACCCGUACCACAACGACGACAACAUCCAGAUCGGCCGCGAGGUGAAGAUCAGCUGCCAGGUGGAGGCCACGCCCCCCGAGGAGCUGCAGUUCAGCUGGCUGAAGAACGGCCGGCCGCUGAGGAGCUCCGAGCGGAUGGUCAUCACCCACACCGACACCGACGUCACGCCGGGAACCACCAACCUCGACAUCAUCGACCUCAAGUUCACUGACUUCGGCACUUACACCUGCGUGGCGUCGCUGAGGAACGGAGGAACCCCCGAGAUCAGCAUCGACGUCAACAUCUCCUCCACCACAGUUCCUCCGGAGCUAAGCGUCCCCAGGGGGCGCUCUCACCUCAUCGCUCAGGAGGGCGACACCGUGGACCUGCAGUGUCUGGUCUCAGGGAAACCCAAACCCAUCAUCCUGUGGUCCCGGGUGGAGGAGAGCGGGGCGGCGGCGGCAGCGGCGGCGGCGGUGAUCCUGAUGCCGGACGGCUCAGAGCAGACGGAGAGCUACGACGGCGUCCUGAGGAUCGGCAACGUGACGAGAGAGAUGAGCGGGACGUACCGCUGCCAGACGAGCCAAUACAACGGCUUCAACGUGAAACCCAGAGAGGCGCUGAUCCAGCUGGUGGUGCAGUUCCCCCCUGUCGUGGAGCCGGUGUACACGGAGAUCCGUCAGGCUCUGGGCCGGGCAUUCAGCCUCACCUGCCGCCUCCUGCGAGCUCACCCGGCGCGCCUCCUGCGCUACGAGUGGAAGCUGGGCUCCCGCCUCCUCACCGUCGGACAGUUCAGCGACGAGAGCGACGACACCGGCUACCUGGUCAGAGCUCUGAACCGAGAGGGCUACGGCGAGUACACCUGUGACAUCACCAACGAGGCCGGGGCGGGGCGCUGCACCUUCCUGGUCACAGGGAAGGCCUACGCACCGGAGUUUUACUACGACACCUACAGCGCUCUGUGGCAGAACCGUCCUCGAGCCUACGGCUUCAAGCUGCAGUGGACCCAGAUGGAGCCCAACGCCGUGGACCGAAUCCUGGCCUACAGACUCGGUAUCAGACAGAUGGGUCAGUCUCGCUGGUGGGAGCAGGAGAUCGCCAUGGAGGGAACCAUCCAGAAGGGGGAGCUGUUGACCUACAACCUGACUGAACUCAUCAAACCUGAGUCCUACCUGGUCCGCCUCACCCCCAUCACCCGCUACGGAGAGGGCGACGCCACGGAACGCAUCAUCACGUACAGCGCUCCUGUUAACCCACAUCUCAGGGAGUUCCAGUGUGGCUUCGAGGACGAGGCGCUGUGUUUGUUCUCUCAGGACAAAACGGACACGUUCGACUGGACGCGUCACAGCGCCGCCACGCGAGACACCAAAUACACCCCGAACACGGGACCGAGCUCCGACCACGCCGGCUCCAAGCAGGGUUUCUACAUGUACAUCGAGACAUCGAGGCCGAGGCAGGAGGGAGACAAGGCCGGCUGCUGUCCCCCAACCUUCAACAUGAACUCCAAGACCUCCUCCUCCUCCUCCUCCUCGUCCUCCUCCGUCACCAACAACCCCACCUACUGCUUCUCCUUCUACUACCACAUGUACGGGAAACACAUCGGAGCUCUGAACGUCUUUCUGCGUCAGAAAGGUACGACGGUGACCGACACCUCGGUCUGGAGUCUGACCGGUAACCAAGGAGACCGCUGGCGGCAAGCCAAGGUCAACAUCCACCCGACCGCAGCCUUCCAGAUGGUGAUGGAGGGAGUCCGAGGCGCCGGUAUCGAGGGAGAUAUCGCCAUCGAUGAUGUCACCAUCGAGGAGGGCGAAUGUAAAGACCCUCCCCCCAACAAUCUGAGGUCGCUCGGCCCGCCGUCAUCCCCCCAUAUAUGGCAGCUGUGCGUCACUCUGAGUCUUGCUCUGAUUGGCCGGCAGAGGUGACCCCCCCUCUCUACGGGAUGCCACAACCUUUGACUCUUCUGCCCCCCCCCCACCUCCUCCCCCCCGCCACCUCAUCACCUCCUCACCCCAUCACCCAUCCCAUCAUCCUCCACCAUUAACCCCCCCCAACUACCAAAGAUGAGGUAAGAGCUACAGAGAGACAUCCCGCCAACAUGGCAGACAUGAAAGGUCAAGAGGUCACACGGAGAGGUGACCUCAUCAUGCUAGCUGUUUCCAGUCUUUAUGCUAAGCUAACACAUCCAGACACUGAACAUCUGUAUCCAUCUGUAUAAGGUUAUAUUAAAUGUAAUAACAUAAUGGACAGUAUGGAAGCUCAUUUCUGCCAAGAAAAGAAAGAAAUGGAUAAAAAGUUUGGAUGAUAACUGUAAAUAGUUCCUCUCACAUCAUUCUGACUCUUUCAUGAUUUUAUUUCUCAUUAUUUUGACUGACAAGGAAAGUCAUCAUUUUAAUUUACUAUCACAUAACUUGAAAAAAAGAUUUCUUUUGCAUGAAAAGUCAUAAUUCUGACUUCAUAUCUCAUAACUUUGGCUUAAUUUCUCAUUAUUUUGAAUUAGGAAGUCCUGUUUUUAUUUGCUUCCUCAAUUUGUUUAUGUAAUAACUCAUAACUGUGACUUUAAAUGUCCUCAUUUUAAAUUUCCCUCACAUCAGAUUGACUUAUUUUAUCAGAAUUGAGACUUAAAAUUCAUAAUUUUGACCUUGAGUUUGUUAUUUUGGCCGUUACCAUCUUGUUUUUUUGCAACCAGAGGAGUCGCCCCCUGCUGACUACUAGAAAGAAUGCAGGUUUAAGGCUCUUCAGCGUUGGCUUCACUUUUCAGACUCCGGAGGUUACGUCCACUUCUUUUAUACAGUCUAUGGUUGUAGUUUGUGAAAGGUAGACACGCUGCCAAUCAUCCAUCAGCGAUUAUGGAUGUUCCAUCUACAUCUUCAUCUUCAUCUUCAUCUUCAUCAGUGUUCUCCGGUGAACUUAGUUGACCUUUGGUUUCAGCUCAGCGCCACAAAGCACAGGGAAUCAGGCUCUUCAGUCAGAAAACAGAGGGAAUAAUAGCUUGAAUGUCACCCCCCCCCCAUCAUCCCAUCAUCCCAUCAUCCCCUCUCAUGACCCCCCCCCCCCUCCACAGAUCAACAGUACUGUACCCGCGAGGAGCUGGACAGAUAAACGGCAGUCUCUCUUAUUUUGGGGGGAGGUAACUUUUUGCAGCGGGAGGAUCGACGGUGUUUUUAAAAAAGACUUUUAGGACGUUGUUUUGACGUCCGUCCGUCCUGUCCGUCCGUCUGAGGAGGAGAGUUCACCCUCUGCCAUGACAUCAAGUGCCUUCAGACUCACAGAGGAAAAGAUCGCCGGGCCGAGGACCGCUGUCGUCACGGAAACGGAAAGAAAGCGCCGGACAUCGUUACGUCUUAUUGGCCGAGGAGAAAAUAACCACUGAAUAUUUCCUGGUGUGAUUAUGCAGAGAAUUAGUUUCUUACAGAUCUUCUUUUUUAUUAUUUUAAAGAUGAAAAUGUUUGUGAUGACAAAGAGGAUUCUGGGAAAACGGAAGCCAUGUUGGAUGGCGAAGAGGAGUCAGUGGAGUACUCUGGACACUUAUUUAACAAUUUAAAGAACAAUCAUAAUCUGAGGAUCUGUGACUGGAUAUUUCAGAAUAAAAGACUUCCUGUUCGGACGAUUUUCAGCCCCUAAGCCAAUGGGAUUCAAGCAUUUGGCAUCUCUCAGAACUAUUUUAGUAUUUCAAAAUAAGAGUUUUCAGAAGGAGGCGGGGACUUGAUUCUACCUGAGAUCAUCAGUUACCUUAAAACUACAAAAACAGCCGGAGCUUUUGGAAAAAGAGGAAAAAAAUGUAUUGUAAAAUCAAAUCUUAUAUUGUUCCUAUGAUAUUAUAAAGACGUUUAAUCUCCUUA
Molecule: messenger RNA, 4149 nt
Organism: Sebastes umbrosus (honeycomb rockfish)
Lineage: Eukaryota; Metazoa; Chordata; Actinopteri; Perciformes; Sebastidae
Gene: mdga2a
Product: MAM domain containing glycosylphosphatidylinositol anchor 2a
Exons: 13
Biological process (GO): nervous system development
Cellular component (GO): membrane
Molecular function (GO): protein binding
Source: RefSeq, a predicted model, not a curated record